Danaus chrysippus (African queen) is the source of this 3798-nucleotide messenger RNA. The record is from the annotation of a GenBank genome assembly. Lineage: Eukaryota; Metazoa; Arthropoda; Insecta; Lepidoptera; Nymphalidae.
AUGGACUCGUGGCGCUAUUCAACACUGAUUGAGAGGUCAGCCACAAUCCUCGGGGCGGUCUUCAGCUUCAUCUGUUCAAUAUUUCCCGUGGCUUCGGUCAUCGUGUACGCUGAGAUCACAGGUCUGAUGAUUAAGAGGCACAAUGAGAAGAGCGUGGAAGGAAAUACUAUUGUACUCAAUGUGUUCGGCGGGGGAAGAGUCGUAGGCGAGAGUAACCGCACCGAACACAUGGACGCGCUAGUAGAUGACUCCGUGUCUUACUUGAAAGUCAGCGUCAUCAUCAUGGCACUACAAAUGAUUACAGCAGCUACCUCCCUCACUCUAACAAACUGGGCAGCGAUGAGAAUGGCUUGCAGAUUAAGGUUUAAUCUUCUACGGUCUGUUUUGAGCCAGGAAAUUGCAUAUUUCGACACAAAUACUUCUAUGAAUUUCGCGACUACUUUAACAGAUGACGUAGAAAAGCUGAAGAACGGUGUCGGUCAACAUGUAGCUAUGACGACGUACUUGGCUAGCAGUGUAGUAGUGUCAUCGGUAGUAGCGCUUGCGUACGGAUGGCAACUCACUUUGGCUGGGAUGGCUGUAAUACCAGUAGCUUUAUUAGCUGUCAGCACUGUUACCAAGUAUCAAACCCGUUGUUCUUCAGACGAGGUUUCGUCUCUCGGAACAGCUGGUAGGAUUGUGGAGCAAGCUUUAUCAGCUAUACGGACGGUACGAGCAUACUCCGGCGAGCACGUAGAAGUUGACAAAUAUUCGAAAGCCCUUGCUCCAGCCAGAAAGGCUGCGAGCCGUCGCAGUGUUUGGGCGGGCUUAGGAGCUGGGGUUGGCUGGUUCCUCACUUUCUUAAUGAACGGAGUGAUUCUUGUUUACGGAACAGCUCUGUGUGUGAGAGAUGAAGAAGAAGGACAUUAUCAUCCGGGCAUCAUGAUUACUAUUAUGUUCUGCACGUACACGGCAUCCCAGCACAUAACUCUCUGCAACCCUCAUAUAGAAGUGUUCUCACAAGCGAAAGGCGCUGCGAAGAGUCUGUUCAAGAUUAUGGAGAGGAAGUCAAAGAUCAAUGCUUUAGAAGACAGUGGAACGAAACCUGAAGGCUUCAAAGGGAAUAUUGUGUUUGACAACCUGUACUUCAACUAUCCCUCGAGGCCUGAUGUAAAGGUGUUGCGAGGACUUUCUCUGACAGUAAAUGCAGGUGAAACGGUAGCAUUAGUUGGUGGAUCUGGCUGUGGAAAAUCAACUCUUCUGCAACUCCUACAACGAGCCUAUGAACCUGACAGCGGUCAAAUUUUCUUGGAUGGACACAAACUGGAUAGCUUGCUCUUACAUCACUAUAGAAGAAGUAUCGGUGUCGUUGGCCAGGAGCCGGUACUCUUCAGUGGAACAAUCAGAUACAACAUCACCAUUGGACUCGAAAAUGUGUCAGAAUCUGACAUGAUAAAAGCCGCUCAGAUUGCGCAUGCGCAUCAAUUUAUUAUCAAACUUAGUAACGGCUACGACACGAUUCUCGGUGAGAGUGGAGCCCAAUUGUCUGGUGGACAGAAACAAAGGAUCGCUAUAGCUCGAGCUCUUGUCAGGAAACCAGCUGUGUUACUGCUUGAUGAACCUACUUCAGCUUUGGACCCGGCUUCAGAAAGACAGGUCCAAGCAGCUUUGGAUUCUGCAAGCCAAGGCAGGACCACACUAGUCGUUUCACACAGGCUGUCGACUAUAGUGAAAGCAUCCCGUAUAGUUUACGUGGAACAGGGAGCUGUUCUUGAACAAGGAACUCAUGAAGAACUGGUUGAGAAGAAGGGAGCGUAUUGGAAACUGUUGCAGGAAGACAUGACGCACAGAAGUGUUGCCAAUUUGACAGCAGAAGAAGUGGAUGACGAGGUGGUAGAAGAAACUAUUACCAAGAGAAGUAGAGUCAGAAGAAACAGCAGUAUGUGUUCCAUUAAAACAGUGAGUUCUCUCCGUGAAAGCAUCAUCGGCGGUAAUCGUCGCUUAGGGUCCAUAGCUAUACCAGAGUUACCUGACUUGUUUUACGAGGAAGACGAGGAGCCAGUGGAACCGGUGUCCAUGUGGAAGUUAAUAUCUUUCAACAGAGAGGAGCUACCUCAGUUAGCUGGUGGAAUACUAGCGUCAUUAAUCAUCAGUUGCAGUUUUCCAGCCUUCGCGCUUCUUCUGUCCAAAAUGUUCGGGAUAUUCGCUGAUGCUGAUUCAGAGACAAUACUCCAGCAAUCACAAAUCUACGCGGCUAUGUUUGCGUGUUGUGCUGUCUUGAGUGGACUCAUAACAUUCAUUCAGACCUGGCUUCUGGGAUUGGCUGGUUCAAAACUAACCAACAGACUUAGAACUCUCACAUUUAAGAACUAUUUGGAACAGGAUCAAGGAUGGUUUGACAUUGCUAAGAAUUCAGUGGGCUCGCUGUGUGCGCGACUCGCUACAGACUGCGCUGCUGUUCAACGAGGGACUGGUACCGGUUUGGGUGUGAUGUUACAAGGAUUUGGGACCAUGUUCCUAGCUGUAGUGAUCGCUAUGGCUUACUCCUGGAAAAUAACGCUCGUCAGUCUUCUGUGCAUGCCCUGUGUGACAGUGAGUAUGUUUCUGGAGAGCUGGGCGUCCAGGAAGUGUGAGGAAAAGGACAGAGAUGAGCUCGAAGAUGCGUCACAACUGGCUACGGAGGCUGUACUCAAUAUACGAACAAUACACAGCUUGGGUGUUGAACGCACGAUACUGUCGCGUUUCUCCGAACAGUUACAACGGACUUCCACGUUGACUCUGUACAUGCGUGGUCCGGUGUACGGUAUAUGUAUGGCCGUGCCGAUGGUUGGGUACGCUCUCUCACUAGCAUACGGAGGAUACCUGGUGGCCAGAGAGGGCUUGCCGUAUGAAUACGCUAUAUUGGUGUCUGAAGAACUGAUUUUCGGUUCAUGGAUGUUUGCGGAAGCGUUAUCCUACGUGCCAACAGUGCUCGCCGGUAAACGGGCGAGCGCCAAAAUCAUCAGCGCCUUGGAAAGAAAACCUAAAGUUAUCACGGAACCCACCGCUGUAGAUGACGAUUGGACUUCCACCGGUAAUCUGAAGUUCUCCAACAUACACUUCUACUACCCAACUCGUCCUGAGACGACGGUGUUGAGAGGUCUCUCCCUGGACCUGCCCGCGGGUCGUACGUUGGCAUUAGUUGGACCUUCGGGCUGCGGGAAGUCUACCAUCAUGCAUCUUCUAUUGAGGAGUUACGAUCCUGUCAGCGGUAAUGUGACGCUAGAUGGCAGGGAUAUAAAAACGUCUCUGACAUUGAAGAAGCUACGUAGUCAGUUGGGCCUGGUGCAGCAGGAACCUGUGAUGUUUGAGAGGAGCAUCAGAGAGAAUAUAGCAUACGGAGACAAUACUAGAGAAGUACCAAUACAAGAGAUAGUUACUGCUGCACAAAUGGCUAAUGUUCACGCCUUCAUAGCCGGCCUACCAUCGGGUUACGAGACCGUAUUAGAAGCUGGUAGUGCUGCCCUGUCUGGAGGUCAGAAGCAGCGUGUGGCCAUCGCCAGAGCUCUCAUCAGGAACCCUCGAGUCUUACUACUUGAUGAGGCAACUUCAGCUUUAGACGCUGCUAGCGAGAAGGUUGUCCAAGCUGCUUUGGAAGUGGCUUCCAAAGACAGAACCACCAUCAUCAUAGCACACAGACUCGCCACAAUCAGACAUGCUGACCUUAUAUGUGUAGUGGACAAAGGUGUUAUAGCUGAGAGUGGUACGCACGAAGAAUUGGUUCGCAAACGUGGUUUGUAUUGGGAGUUAUUACAGCAACAGGGACCGACCGGGGCGUGA